AUGUCUGGCCGCCCCAGGCCUCCCAUCCCGCUGCAGAUGGCGGGCGGCCGCCCGCAGCCGGGCCAUCUCCGCCGCCGCCACCACACGCGCCGUCCGCUGGCCGCCUCGCCGCCUUCCGCCUCGCCCGCCCUCGGCGCCGGUGCCGCGGGGGGCGCCGUUUUCGAAUUUACCUUCGAGAGCGGCGUCACCCGCGGCACCAUCGCCCCUCCCGGCUCCCCGGCCGGCUCUGUCCGCGCCGGGGUGGACAACCACCACCACCGGGAGGCGGAGGAGGAGGCAUCUGAUGCUGUCCCUGACCCGCCCCGCGCCCUUCCCGUUCCCCCUCCCGGUCGCCGGCCCCCGGCCCUGGGGCCACGUGCGGGUGGCCUUUAUGGCCAGGCGUACGUGGUUGGGGCGGGGCGGCUGCACUACGAAGCCACCUCCCGCAUGGACGACUGGAUCGGCCGGUUGCAGGUGCUGUCGCUCGAGCGGCAGCAAGAGGAGGAAGAGGAAGAGCAGCAGCAGCAGGAAGUGGUUGGGGGCUCGGCUGUGGCUGCCGCUGUUAUCAGCCCCGCGAGUGAGAACGCUGCCAGAAAUGGCAGCAGCGAGAAUGCCCGGGCCGGCGACAAGAGAAGUUCACCGUCCGAUGGCCACAACAACGCGGUUGCCGACACUGACCAGCCCGCGCCCAAGCGUAGCCGCGUGGGCAGCAUAUUCAGAAGGAACAGGGCCAAGGCCACGACCGCCUCGUCCCCGGUUGCCGCAACCGGCAACAUGUCCGCCCCGCCCGGCGGUCCGAGUGCCAUCUCCCGCGUCUUCUUCCGCGCGGGCUCGGCCGUUGCAGCCACUAUCGCCUCCGGCACCGGUGCGUCUGCUGUCCCGCGCACCAUCAAGGUGUGCCUGGUUGGAGAUGUUGGCGCGGGCAAGACUGCUUUUUUCAACCGUCUUGUCGGCAACCCUUUCACUCCGACCUCCCCCUCCCUGGCUCCGGACUUCAAGACCUUCACCGUUCACACCGAGGACGACACCCUAGUGCACGUCGAGCUCUGGGAUUUCCCGGGAAUCGUGGCUGGCGAGCCCCGGGGUCCUCUCCUCUCCACCUUUUUCCAUGCGGCAAUUAUUUGUUUCAGCCUGGAAGAUAAGGGGAACCUUGCCGCCCUCUCCCAGGUCUGGAAGCCCAAGCUCGACGGGUCGCUGCAUGACGGCGCUCUUUUCGUGCUCGGUCUCAAGCGCGACUUACGCCCGUCCUUCCCGACCCUCGACCUCCCCUUUCUGCCCGCGAAAGAGCCAGUGAGUCAGGCACUCGCCGUGGAGUCCGCCCGGGCGAUCCACGCCAACGGCUACGGCGAAUGCUCCGCCAUGGCCGACGACAACGUCCAGGAGGCUUUCAACGGCAUGAUCAACGAGGUGAUCAACGGUCUCACCGCACACGAGAGGGAUAUGAGCAGGAGCCGAAGGCGUGGACGCGCAAGGGCGGCGUUUGAGCGCUGUCUUGCCAACUGCGCGCUGAGUCGGUUCGUGCGGGGAGAGCGGAACUGA
Chaetomium strumarium is the source of this 1518-nucleotide messenger RNA. RefSeq names its product P-loop containing nucleoside triphosphate hydrolase protein. Gene Ontology annotation, molecular function: GTP binding; GTPase activity; protein kinase binding. Gene Ontology annotation, cellular component: cell projection; cytoplasmic vesicle; cytoskeleton. The record is from RefSeq and is a predicted model, not a curated record. NCBI's taxonomy places the organism in Eukaryota, Fungi, Ascomycota, Sordariomycetes, Sordariales, Chaetomiaceae. The transcript has 5 exons. The coding region runs from base 1 to 1518 and encodes 505 amino acids. Gene Ontology annotation, biological process: small GTPase-mediated signal transduction; engulfment of apoptotic cell; establishment or maintenance of cell polarity.